UCACUUUUUUCGAUCAAAUAAUUCAAUCGAUCGUGGGGGCUCUGGUGGUGGUAAUGCAAUGCCAACAUCCUUGUGGUACAUUGCCAGUAUCUACUACUACGGUACGGCCCACAGCCAAGGCGCCACUAGCAUGAUUUCGUGGGGAGUGGUAUCCAUAUUCGCUGCCUCCCGCAGUGUGACUUGGCAAAGGCAUGAACAGUUUGUCUUUUAACAGUGAAAGGGCUACCAGUAGGACGCUUUCUAACUCGUGGCGCAGUAACGAAUACCAAGUUCAACACACGCUUUGCUUUGGAACCCUACAUUGCUGCUUCGUUGCUAUUCCUUGCAAGUUGGGUGACCCGAAAUUUUUCAAAUCGGAUGGUUGUGCUCUGCUUGGAUUGAACCACAAAAGCAGAGCCUAGCUAGUACCGGUAGGCUUUUUGUGUCGGGGCACGUUGAUGAAAACAUAUUCUCUCAAUUCUUUCGUAAUCGUAGUGGAAGUGAGGAAGGUAUUCUCUCCCCUCAUUCGAUUUCUUUCAUCUUGGGCAUCAAGUGUUGCAAGGUUGGUUUGCGAGAGGAACCAAAACUAAGCACACAAAUUGAACCCUCCGCCAAAGGAAAAUCAAACUCAAGCACAGCCAACCAACAACCAACAACCAACAGCCACCAUGAAGAGAUCAGUGAGUUUCGUCCCUUUCAACGAUGCAAGAAACACCCAGUGGAUCUACGAGGCGUACUCGACAGAUGUCUUGUGGACUACUAGCGAAGAGCAAGCUGCUUCAAGACAUCGAACCAGACAAAGAGCUCGCGACUUGAGAUACGAGAACGAAGACGUGCUGCUCCGUGAUACCUUCACCACCACUGACACUGACAAGAACGUACAAAGGUCCUUGAAGGACUUUGUCAAAUCCAACGGAAACGGAAGGGGCAUGGAGCGCUUUAUCUCGAGGGAACACCAUGAAGAACGCAAAGCUCACAGGGCUCGUGCCAUUAAAGUCAUUAUCAUGGCACAAAAGGAGGCAAUCGAACGUGGAUACGAAUUGGCAGAGCUUACGGAGCAGCUGCGAAUGCUAUCCAUCAAGUUCUCGAUUCACGCCAAGAUUUUUGCCAGAAGAAUGGGCAAAGCAGACGAAGCUUGCUGCUACCCCAAACAGAAAAGGUCAAGUCAAAAACAACAGCAGGGGACCUCAGUUUUUGUUGGAGCACCCGUCGUUCCUUCUGCUGCCUCUGCUUCUCUGACAAAAACACAAAUUUCUCAGAGACAAUUGCAGGCCAUGACAGCAUAGAUUGCUUUCAUUGCCCACUGUACAUUUUGCACCGCUAUCCCAAAUGUAAAAAUAAACUGUAGAGCUAACAAUAGACCUUACAGAAACGAAUAACACGAGA
Molecule: messenger RNA, 1365 nt
Organism: Seminavis robusta
Lineage: Eukaryota; Bacillariophyta; Bacillariophyceae; Naviculales; Naviculaceae
Source: the annotation of a GenBank genome assembly